CACGGUUCAGUCACAUCUGUAAAUAGUGUCAAAUUAUUGACAAUUUAUUUGAAUUUAUGAAUGUGCGGGUGAUUUUAAAUGAUCUUUACUAACAAAUAUAGCCGAAUUAAAUACAAUAUUUCCUAAAUAUUCGUUUCCAAUCGUUGUGAAGUUUUGUGUUGUGAUAAUAUUGUGAUUUUCUGAUCAGCUGAUUUGAUCGUCCGUUAAAAAAUAAAAUUGUUUUCGAUUGAAAUGUCAGCGAGUUAGCAAGAAAUCAAUUGAAUAUUCGAAUCGAACCGUGAACACACAGUAACUGUACUUAAUUAUAAGAUACCAAAAUGGAUCCCGGAUAUUUUGAUAUAGAGAGGAAGCAAAACCCGAGGGAAACUGCUAACAUCUUCUCUAAACUAUGUUACUGGUACACUCGACCUGUAUUUGAAAAGGGCCGUAAAGGACAAUUAAGCAUAUCAGACCUUUAUAGAUGUACACCAGGGCACAGAGCGGCGCCGCGGGGGGAUGUUAUGGCGGAGCAAUGGAAACACGAAAAACAAAAACAAGAUAAAAAUAAAAAGCCGUCGUUGCUAAGAACUAUAGUGAAAAUAUACGGUACAAAGUUCAUCAUAGGAAAUUUAAUAUUUGCAUUUAUAGAUGCUAGUAUUAGGUUAUCAAUACCAAUGUGCCUGGAGGGGCUUAUUAAUUACUUUUCGCCGUCGCACGCGGGCGUCACCACCAAUGAAGCGUAUCUGUACGCCCUAGGUGUUGUGGGGUUCAUGGCGAUGAGCGCCAGCAUGAUUCACCCCAUGCUGCUGUGGUUACUCACCAUGAGCAUGAAGAUCAGGGUCGCCUGCUGCUCACUCAUAUACAGAAAGCUACUACGAUUAGAUUUAACGACCGGGGGCAAAGCUUCCGAGGGUCUAGCUGGUCACGUGGUCAACUUGCUGACUACUGACGCGCAGCGCUUCGACAUGGCCAGCCUGUUCAUGGUGGACCUGGUGCGCACACCCAUAGAGAGCGUACUCAUCAUCUACCUCAUGUACCGGCAGAUAGGUGUCGCCACGCUCAUCGGAGUUUCCUUCCUCCUGUUGUUUAUACCACUGCAAGGUUACCUAGGCAAGAUCUCGAGCAAGUUGCGACGACAAACUGCCGUGCGGACAGACAACCGCAUCCGUCUGAUGAACGAGGUGAUACAGAGCAUUGAGGCUAUCAAGAUGUACGCCUGGGAGAACGCCUUCGUCAGGAUCAUUGGACAGGCGAGGAAGAAAGAGAUGAAUGUAAUAAAGAAGAUGUCGUGGCUGCGCGCCGUGAUGAUAUCCUGCGUCAAGCUGAACACGAAAGUCGCAAUAUUCCUCAGCAUCAUCUCCUUCCUCUCCUUCCAAAACGAGUUGACCGCCUCCAAGGUGUUCGUCAUCUUCUCCUACUACGACAUCCUCAAGUAUACUCUGGUCGACUUCCUGCCGCUGGCUAUUACCUUCACCCUGGAGGCGUACGUCAGCGUGAAAAGGAUGCAGGAGUUCCUGCUGCUGCCAGAAGUUGAUAAUCAGGAUAAUGUUAAUCUGAUAAAUAUAGAAGAGAGUAAGGUUCCCGCUCUUAGCAAUGGAGUUUUUGAGAAGAUUGGCAAUGGCGGGCAAACGUACAUAAAGUCUGAAUCGAACCUGGAGCACGUGAAGGCGAACGUGUUGGUCAGCUUCAAGCAGUACACGGCGCACUGGAGGAACGUCGACGAUGAGACGGCCGAUGGCAAGCAACUCGCCCUCGCCGAUAUCGACUUGGACAUAAAGCCGGAGAGCCUGACGACGGUGGUGGGUGUGGUGGGCGCGGGCAAGUCUACGCUGCUGCAGGCGAUGCUGCGCGAGCUGGUGCCCAGCUCCGGCACUCUGCACGUGCGCGCCAACAUCGCCUACGCCGCACAGGAUCCCUGGCUCUUCGAUGCUUCCGUACGGCAGAACAUACUGUUCGGUCAGGAGCUGGACCUGCGCCGCUACAAGCAGGUGAUCAAGUGCUGCCAGCUGAAGAGUGACCUCGACAUCCUGCCGCACGGGGACAAGACCGUCGUCGGCGAGAGAGGUUCGACCCUGUCAGGCGGGCAGAGGGCGCGCGUGUCGCUGGCUCGCUGCGUCUACCAGCAGGCUGAUCUCUAUCUACUGGACGACCCGCUGGCGGCUGUAGAUGCAAAGGUGGCGCAGGCGAUCUACGAGGAGUGCGUGCGCGGGUUCCUGCGGGACCGGGCGGUGGUGCUGGUGACGCAUCACGUGCAGUACGCACGACACGCUGACAACGUGUGCGUCAUGCGCGACGCCAGGAUAGUAGCACAAGGGACGUACCAAGAACUGAAAUCUGGUGUAGCAGAGUUUGAGAAGCUGAAAGAGAUGGGGGAGCGCGUCGAAGAACAGAAACAGAAGCAGAAGGCUGGGUACGAGAAGCACGAAAGCAUUGUGUACCCAGCUGCAGCGAUAGUCGAGCAAGUGGAUAUAAGUAAAAAUGACAACAUCCACAAGCUGCGCUCCCAGAGAUCUAUGUCCGAAGCAUCACAACUCUCCUUCAACAUGGACCUCGACAACCACAUGGACCCCAAGUAUGAAGGUGAGAGUCAGAACAAGGGUUCAGUGGACAGCAGCGUGUACCUGGCGUACAUCAAGAGCGGCGGCAGCGUCGCCUCCAUGCUGCUGCUGUUCGCUCUCUUCCUGCUGGCCCAGGUCUUCUACUCCUCCUGCGACGUCUGGCUCAAAGAGUGGGUAAAUUUGGAAGAAAAAAACAGCGCGUAUAACUCCGUGAGAAGGAAUUACACGAACGCCUCCUCCGCCGCACCGCCUCCAGAUUUCCAGGAUAUACCUGACAACUACUUCCACCUGACGCGCAACGAGUGCGUGUACAUCUACGGCAGUCUGAUCGCCAUCUGCAUCUUCUUCACUGGCAACAAGCUCAUCGUCUUCUACAACACCUGCAUAAAGGCCUCCAUCACUCUGCACGACAAUAUGUUCAGAGGAGUUACCAACGCCCCGAUGUGGUUCUUCCACCACAACCCCUCGGGCCGAAUCCUGAACCGCUUCUCCAAGGACAUGGGUCAGGUGGAUACCCUGCUGCCAGUCGCGCUGGUCGACUGUCUCGGGUUCUUCUUAGAAGUGGUGUCGAUCUUGGUGGUGGUUUGUCUGGUGAACUGGUGGCUGCUGCUGCCCACCGCGGUGGUGGCCUUCCUCCUGCAUCUGCUGAGGAACCUCUUCCUCAACACCAGUCGAGAGCUCAAGAGGAUAGAGGCAAUCGCUCGCAGUCAGAGCUUGAACCAGGCGGCGGCGACGGUGUCGGGGCUGACGACGAUCAGGUCGUGCGGGUCGCGGCAGAGGGUGCUGGCGCGGGAGUUCGACAAACUACAGGACCUGCACAGCUGCGCCUGGACCCUCGUCCUCAACACCAACCGCGCCUUCGGCUUCUGGAUGGACAUGGUCUGCUGCCUCUACCUCGCCUUCGUCACCUUCAGUUUCUUCCUGUUUGUUGGAGGCGACGCGAUGGGCGGCAACGUGGGGCUGGCCAUCACGCAGGUGAUCGGCCUGGUGGGCAUGUGCCAGUACGGCAUGCGACAGACAGCCGAGGUCGAGAACCAGAUGACAUCGGUGGAAAGAAUAUUGGAAUACACGAACCUGCCGGCGGAACAUCCCGUAGAUGUCGACGAAAACUUAUUGAAGGCAGAAAAUCCUAAUCUAGAUUUUGAUACGUGGCCGAACAAAGGUGAAAUAGUAUUCGAGGACGUGUCGGUGGAGUACGAGAAGCCGCCCAGAAAGGAAGGGGGUGCGGGUGGUGUGGGUGUUGUGGGGGAGGUGGCGGAGGAGGUGCAGUACGCGGUGCGCGGCGUGAGCUUCUCAGUGGCGGCGGGCGAGAAGGUGGCGGUGGUGGGGCGCACCGGCGCCGGCAAGAGCUCGCUGGUGGCGGCGCUGUUCCGGCUGGCGCGGGUGUCGGGGCGCGUGACGGUGGACGGCGUGCGCGCGGAGGCGUGCGGGCUGCGCGCGUGGCGGUCGCGGCUGUGCGCGCUGCCGCAGCGGGCCGCGCUGUUCGCCGCCACGCUGCGCGACAACCUCGACCCCGAGCGGCGGUACGGCGACGCGCAGCUGUGGGCGGCGCUGGAGCGCGUGCGGCUGCGCGCGGCGGCCGCGGGCCUGCCGGGCGGGCUGGCGGCGCGCGUGGGCGACGCGGGCGGCACGCUCUCGGCCGGCCAGCGCCAGCUGCUGUGCCUGGCGCGCGCCGCGCUCGCCGGCCGCAAGGUGCUCGUGCUGGACGAGGCCACGGCCAACGUGGACACGGAGACGGACGAGCACAUCCAGGCGACGCUGCGCACCACCUUCGCGCAGGCCACGGUGCUCACCAUCGCGCACCGCCUCAACACCGUCAUGGACUACGACCGCGUCAUCGUUAUGGACAAGGGGCGCGUGGUGGAGUCGGGGCAUCCGUUCGAGCUGCUGACGAGCGCGGCGGGCCGGCCAGAGCUGCCGCCCCGAAGGACGCUGCUGACUAAGAGCCAAGCGCCGCUCGCGAUACCCGAGAACUUCCCGUUCGAGGCGGAGCGGCCCGCGGACACAGACCUCAACGAGACCUUCGUGCUCUCCCGCGACAGGAUCAGGACCUAUUCCAACAGUUCUAUUGUGGGCCGCAGGUCCGAGGCGAACGACCAGGAGACAGGUUACUUCAAAUCCCUGGUGGAGCAGACCGGCCCCGAGACGUCCGCCAUGCUGCACCGCAUGGCCGAGGAGAGCUAUAAAAAACUACAAGAAAAAAAGAAGACGUCCUAAACGUUUUAAAAACAAAACAAAAACUUAACCUAUUGAAAAACAUCACCAAGUGCUUUUAACAAUGUUCCUUCGAGUGAGUAGAGAGAGGAGUUGUUUAUAUUGUGAGAUAUAAGUAUAAGGCUGGACCUUAACACUAUAUAUAUAUUUAUUAUACAUGUGUCAUGUUUACACGUUAUUUUGGAACAUCCUGUAUAUCAAAUUAGUAUAACUUGCCUUGCUAAGACUUAAACUUUGUCACAUACGUUUAAUAAACUGUAUUAUAUACUUAAAUAUAUAUUUUAAAUUAAAAACUAUUAUCGCAGCAAACAAGUAAAAAACUAAUUUCAUGUUAAAAAUGACUACUCGAGUUAAUAUGAAAAUUUAAAUUGUUACAUUUCAUUGAGAUUUGUCAAUUGAAAGAAUAUGAAGGAUUUUAACAUUGUGAUAUUUUGCUUGAAAUUAAAAUUGUGAAUUUAUAACUGCGGGCUUUUGAAUAUAAGCAUAUUUUUGUCUCUUUUUUAUAUGAAUGUAUCGUCAGUGGAAACUGUACGUUGGAAAGGUGCUAAUUUUUUUGUUAUUUUUAAAUUUUCUAAAACAAGAACUGCUGAGCUAAAAUCGACUUUAAGUGUUCACAAUUUAGUAUAUUUUUGAAUAAAAUUAUUGUACUUAUAUAAAUUACCAAUGAUUUAUGUGUUCAGAAUUCUCAUAGAAAAAUGACUAAACUAGAAAAAAAAUAGUUAAAUAAUAAAUUCACUAC
Papilio xuthus (Asian swallowtail) is the source of this 5490-nucleotide messenger RNA. Its product is annotated as probable multidrug resistance-associated protein lethal(2)03659. The record is from RefSeq and is a predicted model, not a curated record. The transcript has 32 exons. Gene Ontology annotation, molecular function: ABC-type transporter activity; ATP hydrolysis activity; ATP binding. Gene Ontology annotation, biological process: transmembrane transport. The coding region runs from base 318 to 4754 and encodes 1478 amino acids. NCBI's taxonomy places the organism in Eukaryota, Metazoa, Arthropoda, Insecta, Lepidoptera, Papilionidae. Gene Ontology annotation, cellular component: membrane.